UCGCGGGCCCGGCAUUCUGUUUGAACGCAUCGCUGAUCAACGCUACCAAUAUGUACAAGUCCACACUUCUGUUGCUAGCAGCCGUGAGUCUAGCGAGCUGCGACGAGGCGAGGAAGAACAAGUAUGUCGAUCCCUUCGCAGCAUUGGACCGGCAUAUCAGUCACUCUCUCGCUUACCACUAUCUAUGGCCCUGGAGUCAACUGAUACGAGCGGCCGCUGCACUAGACGUCGAAGAAAGUUUGGAGGAGCCUAAAAUUAUUUCUGAACCUGACAAAUUCGAGAUCAUUUUGAGCGUGAAGCGAUUCAAGCCUGACGAACUGAAAAUCAAAGUCAAAAACCGAUACAUCAUCGUUGAGGGCAAGCACAAGGAAGAGGGUGACGACAAGCGAUUCAUGACGAACCACUUCGUGCAGCGAUUCGUGCUGCCGCCGGGCAGCAAGCCUGAAGAGGUAACCGCCGUGCUGACGGAAAACAACAAGCUCACGAUCUCAGCACCGAAGCACGAGCUCCCGCCACCGCCACCGGAAAGGGAGGUCCCAAUCGAAGUGAGAGCACCCGAAGUCAAGACCGAGAAGAUCGAAACGGUCGAAGCGUCGUCACUGAAGCAGGACGAAACCGUACAAGUGUCGUCGGUAGCGCCCCCAAUUGAGCAGACCGGCGCAGAAGCGACGACGCACAUCGGUAAGAUACGGAAGAAGGAGUUGAAGGAGACCGCCAAAACAGCGAAGGACAAUGAAGUGACAAAAGGCGGCGACGGCAAUGGACUGGACUACGCCCUCAUCGAGCCAGAAGAGUGAUUAAAUUAGAUAGAAAUUGAAGACUGAACUUUAGCUUUAAUCGUGCCUCAGUGAUAUAAAAUCCGAAUGUGAUCGUAGUCCUGUACAGCGGCUGUUGUUAUAAGUAUGUUAAGAUUAUUUGUUUUAGAUAAUAAAACGUUAUUUAUUACACAAAAA
Messenger RNA from Papilio machaon (common yellow swallowtail), 953 nucleotides. Its product is annotated as protein lethal(2)essential for life. Gene Ontology annotation, biological process: response to heat; protein refolding. The transcript has a single exon. Gene Ontology annotation, molecular function: protein folding chaperone. Lineage: Eukaryota; Metazoa; Arthropoda; Insecta; Lepidoptera; Papilionidae. Bases 51 to 797 code for a protein of 248 amino acids. The record is from RefSeq and is a predicted model, not a curated record.